Messenger RNA from Caenorhabditis sp. 36 PRJEB53466, 1102 nucleotides. The record is from the annotation of a GenBank genome assembly. Lineage: Eukaryota; Metazoa; Nematoda; Chromadorea; Rhabditida; Rhabditidae.
AUGACGGGUGAGUUGUACGUAAAAGCGACAAACGGGCACCGGCAAUCGAUGCAAGUGUGAAAGAAGGAGAGGAGUGCCGACGCGACUCGACGAGAGGGACGGCGAGAAUGAGCGAACGGCGCCAGGCAACCGAAUAAUGCAAAUGCGCUCUUUUGAUAGGUCUGCGUCUCUUACUUGUCACACAAUUUAUGACGGUCUCUAGUAACUUUUUCGCUGGCGAAAUUCGCCACAAAAAGAGAGAGCAAACGAGAAGUUUGUGGUUUCUGUACAAAAUAACAGGCCUACUAACAAAAAUUACCUAUUUACUCUUUUUAUCUACAGCUACGAGCUGAGAGCGUAAUUAUAGAGCUUUCAGACAUGGCGCCACUUUCAGGAUUCCGGAACUUGGCUACAAAAAUCGUCUGCGUCGGCAGAAACUACAAAGAUCACGCAUUGGAACUCGGAAAUGCUAUUCCUAAAAAGCCAAUGCUUUUUGUGAAAGUAAUAAUCUUUUUGAAAAGGAAAAUCUUCUAUAAAAACAAUUUCAGACUGUCAACUCUUUCAUUGUCGAAGGACAGCCGAUCGUAGCUCCGCCUGGAUGCAAUAAUUUGCAUCAGGAAGUCGAACUUGGAGUCGUCAUUGCCAAGAAAGCAUCGGUUCGUGAAGAAACAUCGAAUGAAGUAAUGAACAACAGAACGAUUACUUCCAGCAUAUCUCGAAAGCUGACGCAAUGUCCUACGUGGGCGGCUACACCGUCGCCCUCGACAUGACCGCUCGAGACUUCCAAGACGAGGCGAAGAAGGCCGGCGCGCCGUGGUUCCUGGCCAAGUCGUUCGAUGGAUCCUGUCCGGUCGGAGGAUUUCUUUCAGUUUCUGAAGUCCCCAACCCACAUGACGUUGAGCUGUUCUGCAAAAUAAACGGAAAAGAUCAACAACGGAGUCGCACUGAUGCUAUGAUCUUUGACAUUCCGACUCUUCUCGAAUACGCCACGAAGUUUGUCACUUUGGAACCAGGAGACGUCGUUCUGACCGGAACUCCAGCGGGAGUCACGAAGAUUAACAGCGGCGAUGUCAUUGAGUUCGGAUUGACUAACAAGCUGAUUGCCAAGUUCACUGUCCAAUAG